GAUUUUUCUCUCCUGGGAAUGGUACGCUCCUCCCUGCAGGAAUAUCACCCUUCUGUCGGCUGCCCUUGGCUUCCUGUUUAGGCUGCUAUCGCGAAGCUGACCAUGGCGGCCACUGAAAUAGCUCGGCAAGCGGGUGAAGGUGUGCGAUCCGUCCCGCUCUCUGGCCAUGUGGGCUUCGAUAGCAUGCCAGACCAGCUGGUCAACAAGUCAGUCAGCCAGGGAUUCUGCUUCAACAUCCUCUGCGUUGGUGAGACGGGCCUGGGAAAGUCCACCUUGAUGGACACUCUGUUUAACACCAAGUUUGAGGGAGAGCCGACCACACACAACCAGCCGGGUGUGCAGCUGAAGUCCAACACCUACGAGCUGCAGGAGAGCAACGUGCGACUCAAGCUGACCAUGGUCAACACCGUGGGCUUUGGGGACCAGAUCAACAAGGAGGACAGUUACAAAUCCAUCGUGGAGUUCAUCGAUACUCAGUUUGAGGCGUACCUGCAGGAGGAGCUGAAGAUCCGUCGCACGCUGCAUAGCUACCACGAUUCGCGCAUCCAUGCCUGCCUGUACUUCAUCGCCCCCACUGGCCACUCGCUCAAGUCCCUGGACCUGGUCACCAUGAAGAAGCUGGACAGCAAGGUGAACAUCAUUCCCAUCAUCGCCAAGUCGGAUGCCAUCUCUAAAAGCGAACUCGCCAAAUUUAAGAUCAAGAUCACAAGUGAGCUGGUCAGCAACGGAGUUCAGAUCUAUCAGUUCCCCACUGACGACGAGACUGUGGCUGAAAUCAACUCCACCAUGAAUGGACACUUGCCGUUCGCCGUGGUCGGAAGCACCGAGGAAGUGAAGAUCGGGAACAAGAUGGUGAAAGCACGCCAGUACCCCUGGGGGACCGUGCAGGUGGAGAACGAGAGCCACUGUGACUUCGUGAAGCUGCGUGAGAUGCUGAUCCGCGUGAACAUGGAGGACCUGCGCGAGCAGACGCACACCCGCCACUACGAGCUGUACCGCCGCUGCAAGCUGGAGGAGAUGGGCUUCAAGGACACGGACCCCGACAGCAAGCCCUUCAGCCUGCAGGAGACGUACGAGGCCAAAAGGAACGAGUUCAUGGGUGAGCUGCAGAAGAAGGAGGAGGAGAUGAGGCAGAUGUUCGUGCAGAGGGUGAAGGAGAAGGAGGCCGAGCUCAAGGAGGCGGAAAAGGAGCUGCACGAGAAGUUUGACCGGCUGAAGAAGCUCCACCAGGAUGAGAAGAAGAAGCUGGAGGAUAAGAAGAAAUCCUUGGAGGAGGAGCUGAACGCCUUCAAGCAGAGGAAGACGGCCACUGAGCUGCUGCAGUCCCAGGCCCAACAGGCAGGGGGCUCCACCACGCUCAAGCGGGACAAGGAGAGGAAAAAUUGAGGCUCCCUGUAGAAAGUGCUUCCCCGGCCAGCUGUGAAUUUCUCAGCAAUUCCUCCCUAGCCGUGCUUCCCUGUGAUCUCUGGCCGGCCCCGCCCCACUCCCUGCCCGGCCCUGCCUUACCCCAUCUUGGCCCCGCCCCCUCCCAUAUUGGCCCCGCCCCUCACAAUUCUUGGCCCUGCCUGGCCCCGCCUGGUCCCGUUUCUGCCCUGCCCACACUGCCCUUCCCCCUCCCUUUUACAAAAAAACAUUCCAUACUGAUGGAAGAAGCCAGUCAUAAAUGUGAAAGGAACUGCUGAUAUAUGCAUUUUUAUAAGACUCUUAAGGUCCUUGAACAUUUUUAUGUGCUUAUUCUAUUGCAUUGUGUCUCAGUCCUGCAUGCUGCAGUGUGGUGCAAUUUUUUUACGUGCAGCUACUGCUGAUUCAGGUGUUUUUUUUUAUUUUUUUUUAUUUUGUUUUUUUUUUUUAUUGUUUGUGGGAGUGCUGUCAAAGUGAGACGAGAGCAGAAGACAGAACCCCUCUGGGCAGGCAGUCGUUAAGGACCUCGCUUUGCUUGGUGUGGGCAGCGUAAACACACUGGGGUGUCGCCUGCUUAGUCGGGGACAUGGAAGCCUGCCACGCCCAUUGUCACCCCAGAUAGUUUUACAAGGAGCCUUUCAUUGUCUAGGGAAUAUUAAGAAUUUUCUCACAAGUUUAUUUGUACAUUUUUACCUUUUUCUAACCCUGAGUUUAACACCUAAGCAUGUGCAGAUGUGCUUGUGUUUGCUCUGAAUCUGCCAGUGCUGUGUGUGAAUGUUACUCCUCAGGAUUUACCUGCAGUCAUACCUCAUAGUCUUCUGUUGGUCAUGCUAUCUAUAUAUAAAAAUUUUUUUAUAUAUAUAAAAAAUAAAUGUGUUGUGUUAUUGUCACCCCUCCCCCCCAAUUUAUGCUGAAGCACAAUUUUAGCAAACUACAAUGAAAGGAGCAACUCUGUAUCUGGACAAAAUCUAUUUCUUCAAAGCAAAUAAAAAGCAAUAAACUGAC
This is a messenger RNA of Paramormyrops kingsleyae, 2406 nucleotides long. RefSeq names its product septin-6. The record is from RefSeq and is a predicted model, not a curated record. Lineage: Eukaryota; Metazoa; Chordata; Actinopteri; Osteoglossiformes; Mormyridae. Gene Ontology annotation, molecular function: GTP binding.